UUCGCAAUCCUAAUGGACAUUAUGAUUCCGAGACUCGGUUUCCUCCGCUCAACGGAAUUCUGGCUUGUUUUCCACACGCUUCUCUGGCUUCAUCGUUAUGUGCGGCUUCUUGUUCACUGCGUCAGCCAUUGGCGCUACAAGUCCAAAGUGCCAAACUGGGAAAAGCCAAGAUAUACAUCCGAAGAUGUCACAGUGGUCAUCCCGACAAUCCACAACCGCCCGGAGGAGCUGCGCCCCUCCCUCGAGAGCAUCCUGGCCUGCAAACCGGCUAAGCUGGUACUCGUGACCACGUGUAACAAGCGCGAGGCCUUAAGUCGCGUGGCGACAACCUUGCGGAUGCCGGAUUCCACGUCUCCCGUCGAGAUCGUCGUGCUGCACGUUGACAAGGCAAACAAACGCCUCCAACUCUGCAAAACGCUGGAGGAUGAGCACGUCAAGACGGCCAUUACGGUCAUGGCCGACGACGACGUGGAGUGGCCGUCAACCCUGAUGCCGUGGCUGCUCGCGCCAUUCGAGGACGACAGGAUGGGCGGAGUUGGGACGUGCCAGCGGGUGAAGCGCGUCGUCAACGGGGACAUCGCGACGCGUAUCUUCAACUGGCUAGGGGCUGCCUAUCUUGAGCGGCGCAACUUUGAGAUAUCCGCGACGCACAACAUCGAUGGCGGCACAUCGUGCAUGUCCGGGCGUACGGGUGCGUACCGCACCGAAAUUCUUAAGGACCAUGUCUUCUUGAAAAACUUCAAGAAUGAGAAAUGGGGAAGAUACAUCCUUAAUGCCGACGAUGACAACUUUGUAACGAGGUGGCUGGUGGCCCACCAGUGGAAGACCUGGAUACAGUACGAGCCCGAGUGCGAAAUUGAGACGACGCUCGAGAACAGCACGAAGUUCUUCUACCAGUGCUUGCGCUGGGCAAGGAGCAAUUGGAGGAGCAACUGGACUAGUCUAGUGCGCGAGAGAUACGUCUGGACCCGACAGUGCUGGUGCACGUACGCGCUGCAUAUCGCCACUUUCACCUCGUUGGCCUUCGUGGUCGACCCGCUCUUGCUCUUCACGUGCUGGUGGGGUACGGAAAACUGGCAGCCUAGAAACCGGCGCACCCUGCUCGCGGCGGAGAUCGCGUUCAUGUUCGGCUUCACCAAAGUGGUGAAACUGGUUGGACUGCUUCGCAGGAAUCCUCGUGACAUCAUGUUUCUGCCGGUGUCAAUCUUGUUUGGCUACUUCCAUGGUCUGAUCAAGCUCUAUGCGCUAUGCACACUCAACGAGACGUCCUGGGGAAGCCGCGAGGACGGUGAUGAACACAACACUUUCCGUCUGCAGGAGAGCCUGCCCACAGCUAAAGCAUAG
This is a messenger RNA of Parathielavia appendiculata, 1344 nucleotides long. RefSeq names its product glycosyltransferase family 2 protein. NCBI's taxonomy places the organism in Eukaryota, Fungi, Ascomycota, Sordariomycetes, Sordariales, Chaetomiaceae. The record is from RefSeq and is a predicted model, not a curated record. The annotation marks the transcript as partial. The transcript has 4 exons.